Messenger RNA from Hypanus sabinus (Atlantic stingray), 2549 nucleotides. RefSeq names its product multiple epidermal growth factor-like domains protein 9. The transcript is spliced from 6 exons. Gene Ontology annotation, cellular component: basement membrane. Lineage: Eukaryota; Metazoa; Chordata; Chondrichthyes; Myliobatiformes; Dasyatidae. Bases 33 to 1694 code for a protein of 553 amino acids. The record is from RefSeq and is a predicted model, not a curated record. Gene Ontology annotation, biological process: axon guidance. Gene Ontology annotation, molecular function: extracellular matrix structural constituent.
GGCUCCCGGGACGAGCUGUCACUCAGGCUGGGAUGCGGCUGCAAGGAGCCGACUGCGGGCAGCAGUGGACGGCGGGGCUACGACCGGGCAGCAUGCGGCCGCCGGCGCCCGGGCUCGCUCUCGUCGUCCUGUGCCUGGCCUGGCCGGUGCACACCGCCGGUACGGUGGGCUGGAAUGGGACCGAGGGCUCGGGAAGCACCUACAGCACGCCGGGCACCGCUGGCCGGUUGCUGUCCUCCUCGACCAGCACCACUGGCCAGCUGUUGCCCAUCUCUACCAGCGCCACUGGUCAGCAAUUGCCCACCUCUACCAGCACCACUGGUCAGCAAUUGCCCACCUCUACCAGCACCACUGGUCAGUUAUUGCCCACCUCUACCAGCACCACUGGUCAGUUAUUGCCCACCGCCGCCGCCGCCGCCGCCAACCCUAACAGCACCGAAGGUCAGCCGCUGCCCUCCGCCGGCUGGCCGGACGAAGCGAUGCCAGAACUCAGAUGUAACUGCAGUAUUGUUGGAAGCACGAAUGGAACAUGUAAUGUGUCGUUGGGGCAGUGUGACUGUCUCCCCGGGUACGCUGGCAUGCAAUGCAGUAUCUGUGCUGAAGGCUUUUACCGCAACAUCAAUGGACAGUGCACUCGGUGUGAAUGCCAUACCACAGGAGCAGAGAGUUCUCAGUGUGACAGCAUGGGAAAGUGCCAUUGCAAACCUGGGGUGACCGGUCCAAAGUGUAGCCAGUGCCAGCCACUGCAUUACCAGCUGAAUGACACUGGAUGUAAACCUUGCCAGUGUAACAACCUCUCACUGAUGUGUGACUCCAGAGCAGGUGUCUGCUUGAACUGCACUGGGAAUACCGAAGGAGUGAACUGUGAGAGAUGCAAGGAGAGCUACUACAGAAAGCCUCAGGCUAACUCUACGUCCGCCUGCGAGCGCUGUCCUUGCUCGGUGGUGACAUCUAGUGGAAGCUGCCAUCUAGAGUCGGGGGAGCCGGUGUGUGAUCGCUGUCAGCCAGGUUAUUUUGGUGCCCACUGUGAGGAAUGUGCGGAUGGCUACUACAACUCGGACAGUAUCUGCGUGCGCUGUGAGUGUAACAAGAAUAUUGACGCAGAGAGCAGACUUCCCAUCUGCGAUUCGGAAUCCGGUCGCUGCCUCAGCUGUACGACCAACACCACCGGCUUCCACUGUGAGAAAUGUGCAGAGGGUUACCGUGGAGAUGCUGUGGCUGGAACCUGUCAGAAAGAAAUAACCACAGUGCUGCCAACGACCUCCACAGAGCCGAGCACUAGCCUCUCACCCACAACCACACCAGUCACAAACAGCACCAUGGCUCCAAGUGACCAGACCUUGCUGCCAGUGCUGCUGACCACCACUCAGGGUGGGGUGAGCACAGUUGCCCCAGUUGCCCCAGAAAUCUCAUGGACCCGGUUCAACCUCGUGGUGCUGGUAGUCAUUAUCACCGUAGUGGUCCUGCUCAUGGGCUUCGUGGCAGCCGUCUACGUUUACCGAGAGUACCGAAACCGGAAGCUGAACGCUCCUUUCUGGACAAUAGAGCUGAAGGAAGACAACAUCAGCUUCAGCAGUUACCAUGACAGCAUCCCCAAUGCGGAUGUUUCCGGACUGUUGGAGGAUGAUGCCAAUGAAGUGGUUCCGAACGGACAGCUGACUCUCUCAACGCCAAUGAGCUCAUACAAGAUCUAAGUACAUUUAAAAACCACUGCAAACAGAAGAUUGGAGACUGGACUGCACACCACAGGCACUGCGCCAAAGGCGCGCUGCUAAAGCAAGCAUGAUGCAGAUGUCACUCAGAGACUGAGUGAGGCUUCGUUGAGCUGAUUGCUGUUCCUGAGAAGUCCACAGCUGAUGAAUUGAGUUUGAUUUACUCUUUUCAACAAUGUAAAACACCCCAAAUGAGUUUCUAUUUUUGUACAAAAAUGAUGUCCAGGUACAAAUCUUCUCCCAGUGUGGAGAAGGUAGAUGAUUAGUUACAGGACUUUCCCAACCUAAAGCAACGUGUAAGUACCAAGCAUUGCAAUGCAACUGGCAAGACUUGAGUUCCGUUGAACGUGGGGUAAAUAAUUUUCUUAAACAAAUGACUGGAAUGUUCAUUAGGGUAAAGGUUUUACAAGGUGAGACGACGAGAAGACCUUGGAUCCAUGUUUGUAAACUACGGAUAGUUUCUAACGGUUGUGGAGAGAAAUGGCAAUAAUUGUGUUAGGGCCAACAUGCUUCCAGUAUUGAAUGCAUCGGGACCAGGAGGAAGGAGAAUCCUGUGGUGACGAUCACUGUUCCGUGUCGGGAGAGGAGGAAUCUCCCAGUGAAUGCCAAGUGAGCGGGUGUUUCUAACAGGUUAACACCAUAGGUAUCGAACAGGCCGCUUACUCUAUUCAACACAGGAAUCCCGAUUAUAAACUAAAGCCUUAACAGGCCUGUACUUGAGAGUUCUAAGCACAAAAAUGGCCGCAAGAAGCGUGAGUGCAAUUGUAGAUCCCCGCACAAGCUAACCCCCCCAACCCCCCAAAUAAUUUUGUUAAUGUAACAGAAUAAGACCUUUAA